AAGAAAAAAAUAUUAGAACAUCAAUAGAAAAUAUAUAUAUAAAAAGAAAAAAACAAGUAUAAUGAAAAUAUACCUCUAUGUUUAUUUCUAAAUAUAAAAAUAAAAAAAAAAAAUAUUAAUAAUAUUAUUUCAUAAUAAUUAAGUAAAGAGUUUGUUUAGUUUGUUUUAAAUAAUAAAAAGUUUAAGAGAAAGGUUUUUACGAUGGAAAGAAAAAAAAAAAAUAAACAAAGUGCGAAAUAUAAACACUUAAAUCAUGUGAACAAUCGCCUGAUUACAAUAACAAAUUCUGAUUGGCCCAUAGAUUUUAUGUCAAUCUGGAUUAUUAUAAUUAAUAAAAAUGCAUUUAACGUUCAUGCAAAUUUUGUACUACUCACUAUGCUAUUUAUAACUAGAAUUACACUGCAAAUUAAACUCUUUAUCGCUUUAAAUAAUACAAAACCCUACUUAUAUACCAUUACACCCAUCCACUAACCAUUUAAUCUAGGUUUUUUAUUAAUUUAAAACCCAUAAUAAUGCAUAAG
Rhizophagus irregularis DAOM 181602=DAOM 197198 is the source of this 521-nucleotide messenger RNA. The record is from RefSeq and is a predicted model, not a curated record. Lineage: Eukaryota; Fungi; Glomeromycota; Glomeromycetes; Glomerales; Glomeraceae.